GAGCGCAGAGCGGCGGCGGCGGGGCGCUGCCGGAGCCCGCUCCGCCGGGCCAUGGCCAGCACCGGCUCCGCGCCCGGGGGCGCGGGCCCGGGCUCGGGCACGGCGCUGCCCACCCGCUUCCAGGAGACAGAGAAGCUGCUGUCGGCGACAGAGGGCCGGGAGGAGAAGGGCCUCCGCGGCUCCAAAUCCUUCACGGCAGCCUUGCCCGGCGAGACGGAGCGCAACGGGCACGGGCUCGGCUACAAGUCGGUGUCGGUCGGGCACCUGGAGGCGCCGCCGCUGUCGCCGUCCCGGCUGAGCCUGGGCAGAGCCUCCUCCACGGCCACCAGCACGGCGGCACCGGAGCAGGGCCGCCCGCGGGACUACCUGGUGCUCGCCAUCUUCUCCUGCUUCUGCCCCGUCUGGCCCCUCAACAUCGUGGCCCUCGUCUUCUCCAUCAUGUCGAGGAACAGCGGCCAGCAAGGGGACACGGACGGAGCCCGGCGGCUCGGACGCAUGGCCAGGCUGCUCAGCAUCGUCUCCAUCGUGCUGGGGACCAUCAUCAUCGUGCUCUACAUUUCACUCAGCGUCAGAGGUUCCUAGAAGACGUUUCAGCAUGCAAAUACCUUGAAGAGGAGGAAGACAACUUUCCUUUUGGGGUUUUUACUUUCAGCCUUGCAACAAAACAAAAAAUUGUCACAGUGUAGGUGGGCAGCCCUAGCCAGCCUGCUCCGGAACGCCGUCGGAAGGAACGCAUGCUUCAGUUCACCGCCUCUUGGGAAUGAGCCUGUACAAGGGAUGGGAUAAAAAUCACCCUGAGAAGGAAUGGGAGAGGCCACGCGGAGAGGAGAAGGGGGAAAUCCACUACCUCAUUCCCCUCCAGCAGAACUCAUGGAGUGGGGAGACAACUAAAGUGCAAGAGGAGGAGAGAGUCUCCAGAAUGAAGCUGGAUUUGGAAGAAAAAUACAAGGCGAGAACGGGACGUUUUGAGGAGACCUCCUGAGAAUUUUGGCACAAGUCACUGGAUUUUUGGGGGGGUUGUUGGUUUUUAAAUCGUCAAAUUCUCUGUCUCUACAAAAAAAAAAAACAGACAAGCAACAAAACAAAACAAAGCUCAAACUGCCAUCAGGAGCUGAGAGCUGUUCCACGGAGGAGGAGGGAGAGCAGAGCUGCAGCAGGACCACGGCUCUGCUCCGAACGAAACGCAGCCGCCAGAGCUGGAGGAUGUGGUGGGUGCUUUUGUAUUUUUGAUGAAAAAAAAAAAAGAGACAAUGACCAUUUGCAUGCCUUUGGGAAUGUUCUCCAUGUCUGUUCCUACGAGCUCUUUUAUCACUUAGGGCAGAUCUCAGAGCUGGCAGAGCGGGAUGUUGCUGCAUGAGAACCCCAGGCUCCUCUUCACUCCCAUCCCAUGGUGGGCUUUUUAAUGGAAGGCAAAAUAAGGCAUUCCCUGUGAACCCACACAUCUCUCUGUGCACCCCAAGGGAGGUGAACACCCCUGGCACCGAGACAAGAGCCUGGUUAGUGCCCAGCAGCAGCACCAAGGCACGGAGAGCCCGUUCCACCCACUCCCACCCCGAUGUCACGGCACGUCCAUCACGCAGAGGCUUCAGCGUGAUCCGGCCCCCACCACUGCCAGUGCUCACCUCCCCAACCUUCUGGGGCUUCAGCUUAGGGCCCUCCAGGAGGUUUGCAGGGGCAUGGAGGAGUUUUAGACCCCUGCUCCUCUCCUUGCACCCCUCACACAGCUCUCCUGCAGCUCUGAAAAUCUCCGGCGUCCCCGGAGCUGCCUGGGGUCAGUUCAGAGUUGUUGUGUUAUUUUUUAAUGUUUUGUAUUUAACAGGAAAACAGACUUUGCUCCCCCCACUCUGUCUGUAGGUAGCAUGGGCCCUGUCACGUCUUCCACACCACCCGGCUCCCUUGGCCCAUUCCCGUGGGAUCCAAUCCCCACACGUUCCCUCGAGGCUCCAUCCAGCCCCAGCCCUUCUCCUCCCCGCUCACCCCAUCCUUGCUGUGGGGAGUUCCUGGGGUCAGCCCUCUACCCACCCACCCAGACUAUGCAAAGCUCCAUUGCCUGUUGUUUUAGUCAGGCUUAGUGACUUCUGGCCAUGUCCACUGGCUCCCUGUUUCCUGAAUCCCUCUGAUCCAAACUUUGGGGACACACAACCAAGAGCUGCACUCCCCAGCCUUUCUGUUGUCUCCCACUGACAACCUGCGACCUAAAACCACGGACUGACUGAGAAAUGUGGUCCUUCAGGGCACUUCUGCUCCCUAACACCAAUCUCCCGUAAAACACCCCAAAUUUAGACCAAAUUCAAUGCUUCCCAGGGCUUGUCUACAUGGAGAAUCCACCACACACCUUAAGAAACUUCACAGCAUGGUAACUGCUUGGCACUGACUCCUUCCCUGGGCUCUGAGUGGGCACAUGGGGUUAGCACAGGGUAGGGGUGAAGUGCAAAUGCACGCUGUAGUUGAUCUGUAGUAACUCAUGUGCAAAACCACAGGCAUGGCUGUGAAAAUUCUCCUGUCACCUUUUCGAUUGCUCCUCUUUCAAGUGUUUCUUUCCUCUAGAUGUUAUUUGAAUGCAGGGGGUGAGGAAGCCAAAUCCCCCAGACACGCUGUCAACAUUUUUCUCUCCACCAAAAGGGAUUCCAGGGACUCACAGCAAUAGCACAUCACUACAGCACUUUUUCAGGCUCCAUUCCCAUCCACCCCUUUGCCAGCACUCCAUCACAAACUACUGGCAUCUCAAAUGGACCAAAUCUGCAAUUUUUCUUUUGCAAUUUAUCUUUUGUGAGUUCAGCAAACAGGGACUGCUGAGUGCUGCUGGGUGGGAGCUCCCUCCUCCCUCCUGUGUCCAGGCACUGCAUCUUUUCCUCCUGAGCCCUUCAGAAACCCUCCCUUGGAUGUCCAAACUUUCUUCUUAUGGCUGUUGAAAUCCCAUCAAAUUCCCCAAACAUUUCCUUCUUUAACUCUUGGACCCAAAAGCUGCUUGCUGGGGAACAUGUGGGGGGUUUUUUUUGGAACUACAUAAGGGCAGUGCUGCCUGUCCCUGCAUCUCCUGCCCCUUGCCCAUGGAGCUGCUGGAAUUUGGCUGAUGGGAAGAGCCCAGGAAGCUCCUCCUCUGGCAGAAAGAGACCUUUUUCAGGGAAAAGUGCUGGAGGGAGUUAUAGGACUUGAGAGAGCCAAGCGUUUAUUAAGUAAGAAUUUAAAUGCUCUUUUAUCAUUGUACAAAGCCUUUCAUCUAAAGUGCUUCCCUGCAUCCAAAGGAUCAAACCCUGCCACCCCCCACGAGGUGGGUUCACAUUACUGCUCUAAUUGCAGGGAUGGCAAAUGGUCAGGCACCAAGCAGCUCCCAAAUCAACCCCUUUUCCUCCUCCUCCUUAACAGAACCAUGUAUGAGCACAGAUUUCCUUGGAAUCUGUUUUUUAUUCAGUGGGAUCUAGACAAAUUAUACCCUGUGGCUCCAAAUGGGAUCCCUGCAGCUGGAGGAAGGAGGGUGCUCUGUGAGGCAGCUGCAGUGGUCCUUGCCAGGGGCAGUCCCAGGCCAGGGCAGCUCAGGGCAGUGGAGGUACCAGGAUUCCUCUGGAGCCAGGAGAAGGCAGAAGAUUUCCCCCAAAACCCCAUGGUGAUGAUUUGUUUGUGCCUCCUGUCUCACUGGACAGCUCAGGUGAUGCUUCUCACCUCACCAGUAAGUGUAACAAAAAAGAACUGAGGCACUUAAAUCCCUUUCAUUCUAAAAUCUUCCUGAAUAGAUACCACUGUACUGCACCCUUGAACUCAGCUUUUUUCCUUAUCCUGCAUUUAAAUCCAGAGGAAAGCCUCGGCAGUUAUCCCUGACAAAGGAUUUGCUCUGCUUGUAACCUGCCUCUCCAGUGCUGGAGGAAUAAAAUCUCCAGGGACAUCCAGAAAGCCCCUUCUCCCUGCUCCCCCAUCAACUUCUCCACACAUUUUGCUAAGUUUUUGCCACUUUGCUCUCCCCAUCCCCCACGGUUUUAUCCCAGCUCAGCUGCCUCUUUGGCCCUUUUUGGAUGGGAUUUGCUCAUAUUUGUGAAGGAGGAGGUUGCAGAGCCCCCAGCCCUCGGCACACACCUCACCUGUGCUGUGUUACAGGGAGGUUGAUGAUGGCUGAGCUUCACCCUGAGGCCACCAGGCUCAGUCACUCCUUCGACUGCAUCCACCAGGGAACUCUCCUUAACUCAGCUUGUAGCACACAGGGGGGCAAUCACAAAAACUGGGUCGUGAGACCUUUCCUCUCCAUCCCCACCAAGCAGCCCUGUUUCUUAUCCCCCAGCUCUUUGCCAACUGCUGCAGCCUCCUCUGAGCACACACGUCAGAGUUCUCCGUGUUUGCCACUAAAACAGUCCCGAAAUCCUCGGGGUCUGGCCAACUUCUCCCCCCUGGUGAAGGAAAGGUGAGAGCACGGUGACAAUCCAGCCCUACCUGCCAGGGAAGAUGAGCUGGUAGGAGGAGAGCUCGCUGAAGGGAUGGAGAAGGUGGGAAAUGUCUCUAAAAGUAAGCUGGAGUAGGAGUUACGAUCGACAAGUGCGAGGUCCUGGUGGGAUAUAAAUACAUGGGAAGGAGCCUCUGAGCAGAGCACAGGGCUGGUGGCACCUCUCUGCCACUGCUGUCCCUGGGCUGCUUUCCCAGGAUUUGGGGCAGAGCUGAGCUCUGUGGGGUGGCACAGAAGGGCUGCUGGCUGCAUCAAGGCUGGAUUGAAGCUUUAAGCUGCACCAGCAACAAACUUGGCUUGGUUUUGUACCAGCUCCUGGUAGGAUGCAGUGAGCAAGGGUCAGGAAAGGUGUGGCACGAGUCACUGGGUCACUGCUCCACGCUGGGGCCGCCUGCAGAGACCAAAGGGAUCUGAGCACAGCCAGAGGAGAGAAAGCCACCCAAGGAUUUCAAAGCUUGCCGUGUUAAGGAUGGGUUUGCUAUUUCUGGUUGGCAUUUCACCCCGUUCCAGUUUACCCCUCUCUCCCUGCUCUUCGCCAGUUUUGCCAUGCUGUCCCCUCAGCAUUCCUCCCCCCGGAACAUUCCUGAGUCCCACGGCUCGUUCCUCCCACCCUCUGCCUCUCCUUCAACCCAGACAGGUCUUGCUGCAAUGAGAUCUCAUCUCUGGGCUCUGUUGGAAGGGGUUAGAGAGGGCAGGGAACCUCUGCCCCGGCUCCCUGCAGGCUCCAGCACGCGGUACCCGACCUUCCCCUCACAGAUUUCUCCAUGUAGACAAGGGGAGCAGAUCCUGCCUUUUAUAUAAAAUGAAAUCUCCAUUUCCAUUCAUCCUGAGCCCAGGGAGAGGCUGCAGAAAGGCACCCACUGGGCUGGCCCCACCCUUGCCCUGUCGCCUUGGUAUUUGUCACAGAACCACGGCCAGGGUUGCACUGUCAAGCUGAAAUAAUUCAGAUUUAAGCUCGUUUUUCUUUCAGUAUACAGCCUUUAAUUUUGGCAAAAACCAGUUAGGUUUGGACUGAAAAACUCCCCUGCUUGGGCACAAGCCAAGGGGGUGUGGGGAGGGGGGAAAGCAGCCUUUUCAAAGUGGGAAUAUUUGUAAAGCAUUUGCUGACACCAGUAGGUAGCAAAAUUCCAACCUAUAAAUACCCAUCCAGGAUAAGAAACAUCAGAAAGGGAACGUGUGCAGGAUUCACCAAGGCAACCCUGAGACCAGCUGGGAGCCCAGGUUGGAAGGUGCCAGGACCUGAUCCUUGGCAUGGCAGUGCAGGGUCCAUCCCCCCACUGGGAGAGCCACAGCUCACACACAGCAUGCACACACCAGGAAUUGCAGCUGGGUGCUUCUCUUUGCUGACAAAUGUUUCUUUUUCUGCAGGAUGGUAUGGUAUAUCUUAUAUACUUUCUUUGUAUUUCUUGGCAUGAGAAAAAAAAAAAAUUAAAAUGUAACAUGCAUGGUCAAA
Molecule: messenger RNA, 5882 nt
Organism: Corvus hawaiiensis (hawaiian crow)
Lineage: Eukaryota; Metazoa; Chordata; Aves; Passeriformes; Corvidae
Gene: TRARG1
Product: trafficking regulator of GLUT4 (SLC2A4) 1
Exons: 3
Coding region: 52-582 (176 amino acids)
Cellular component (GO): membrane
Source: RefSeq, a predicted model, not a curated record